Messenger RNA from Bufo gargarizans (Asiatic toad), 3430 nucleotides. RefSeq names its product peroxisomal N(1)-acetyl-spermine/spermidine oxidase-like. Gene Ontology annotation, molecular function: polyamine oxidase activity. The transcript has 5 exons. NCBI's taxonomy places the organism in Eukaryota, Metazoa, Chordata, Amphibia, Anura, Bufonidae. The record is from RefSeq and is a predicted model, not a curated record. Bases 394 to 1902 code for a protein of 502 amino acids.
GCCGGAAGCGCCGGCGUGAUUGGCUGGGAGAGGGGUGGGCGUGGCGUCGAGCAGCAAGAUCAAAGGUCUCUGGAUGACUCUGCAGGAUGGGUACAGGAGGAAUAUGGACAUUUACAUUAUGUUUUCAGCCUAUACGGAGAGCAACCUCGUUGGACUGAAUGGGGCAAAGGUUUGUGGAUCUUGCGGAUAAAGCCUUCUCGCCCUGCGUACAGUCUACAGUCGCUUUAUGAAGAUCCUCAUUGGCUGGGAAUGUGCAGGAAGUUGUAUCACAAGGUAGGAUUCUCUAGGACCCUGCAGGCCACCACUCGCCUCAGAAUCUGCCAUUGAGGCUGUUUGUCCAGGACCUCGGAGCUCUUAGUAUAUUUCUGGUCUUCCUGAAGUUCUUCCACCUCCAUGGACUCAGAUCUUCAUAGCAACCACCAACCCAGAGUGGUUGUAAUUGGUGCCGGCUUUGCAGGUCUUGGUGCUGCCACCACCUUGGUGAAGCAUGGAGUGAAGAAUCUUAUCAUCCUGGAAGCAUUAGAUCGGGCGGGUGGAAGAGUUUGGACGCAUAAACCUUUUGGAGCUGAUGCACUGGAGUUAGGUGCCACCUGGAUCCAUGGCCAGAAGGACAAUCCACUUUACCAGAUGUCCAAAGAGAAAGGACUACUGGCAGAUGAUGGGUUUGGUAUGGUGUCCUGCCAACCACUAUCUGUAACCCCCCAAGAUUAUUUUUUUAAUGAGCAAGGAAAGCAGCUACCCCCAACUCAGGUGGAACAUGUAACUUGUUUUUUUGGAAGGUUAAUGUCUCAAAUCAACCAGCAAGACUAUAAACGAGAAUGUGAAUCGUGGUCAGUCGGGGAGUAUCUAGAUCGUGAAUUUACCUUGUCCAACCUUUCGAAGGUCGAGGGUGCGGAAGAGAUAUACGAGUGGUGUAAACGAGCGGAGUGCGUGGACGAGGCUUGUAACUCCAUGUAUGAGUUCUCGUUGAGUCAGCUUGGCUUAUACACUGCUCUUGAGGGACCCUUUUUUAACUCUUUGGGCAGUAAGGGUUACCAAGCUGUACUAGACAUCUUUAUAGACCAGCUGCCGCCUAAUUCCCUUCGCUGCCGUAAGCCUGUUCGAUGCGUCCAGUGGGAUGGAUCUUCAUCACCUUCAAAGUUAUCAAAACAUCCGGUCAAUGUGGUUUGUGAAGACGGUGAGCAGUUUCCAUCAGAUCAUGUCAUUGUCACUGUGUCUCUUGGGUGCAUGAAGGAACGAGCGUCUACUUUUUUUGACCCUCCCCUGCCAAAGGGAAAGAUGGAGGCCAUCCAGAGAUUGGGGUUUGGCACAGUGGCCAAGAUCUUCUUAGAGUUUUCAAAGCCCUUUUGGCCGGAUGAUUGUGCCGGAAUACAGCUUCUAUGGGAACAAGGCCCAGAGAGCCUGAAGGGUUAUUCUGAUGGGUGUAGGCAACAAUCAUGGCGUUCGGAGUGGUUUAAGAAGAUUGGAGGUUUUGACUGCGUUCCAAUGCAUAGAAGCACCCUCUGUGGUUGGAUCACCGGAUUGGCUGCGGAGCACAUGGAGACCCUCCCUGAAAGUGAGGUGGGGGAAGUAUGUGUCAGAUUAUUGAAGCAAUUCACAAGUUGGCCAGUGACAGAACUGCGAGGGGUGCUGCGUUCCAAGUGGUAUAGUAACCCCUACAUACGAGGGUCUUAUACCAAUGUGCCUUUGGGGGUGGAUGCUGUGAAAGAGCAGAUGGCCUUGGCAGAGCCAUUACCAUCCACAUAUCAGAGGAAGACCCAGCGGCCUUUGCAGGUACUUUUCGCUGGAGAAGCGACGCACCCCAACUUCUAUACGACUACACAUGGCGCCUAUAUGAGCGGAGUACGGGAGGCAGAAAGGCUCAUAAAACUCUUCGAGAGCAAAGCGAUCCCUCGCCUCUAAUCCAUCCAUUAGCGUCCUGCCUGCAGUAAAACCAGUUGUGGCACCAGUGUGUCUGUGCGCGUAUGUGCUGCCAGUAACCUCAGAUCCUGCACAGUAUAAAUUAUAAAAUGCUGCUUUUUAUAACAUCCCCCCCCCCCCCCCCCUGUCUAAUCAGGUAUCCUCAUUCUUCAACCUGUCGCUCUCCGGCUGUUGCAAAACUAAAACUCCCAGCAUGCUGCAACUGUCAGGACAUGAUGAGGAUUGUUAUUUGUAACCUUUUGAGAGCCGCCCUGGUUUAAAUGGUGCCUCCACUAAGGCUAUCUUCACCUAAUUUAUGACUCCUAUUCAGAUCAUUAAAAUCAGUAUAGCAAAUAAAUAUAAAGAGUGCUGCCUAGAGGAGGAAGCAAAAACCGUUACCAGGUCAUAUAACAGGAGCUGAGCUUUGGCGCCUAUUGAAGUAUAUAUAGUACUCUGGGUUUUCUGAGACUUUUAUACCGAUGACCUGUCCUCUGGAGACACCUGGGACCCCCACCAGUCAGCUGCUUGAGGGGGCACCGGCGCUCGCAGCGUAGCAUAGGCCAUUUGACGUCGCGUUCAUCGGUCACGAGGCCUUGGCGCAGCUCAGCCCCAUAGAAGUGAAUGCGCAAUACCAAGCACAGUGCUAUACGAUGUACGGCACUUUGCUUGGCGAGCUGAUAGAAGGCUGCAGCACUACUGCGAGCGCCGGUGCUCGUCAAACAGCUGAUUGGCGAGGGUCCUGGGUGUCGAUCAGUUUAAAAAAAACAAAUCCUGAAAACCCCUUUAAGCCUAAUUCACACAGUCAGUGUUUGCUCAGUGAUUUCCAUCAGUGAUUGUGGAGCCUCCAAAGAGAUAAGGUAGAAGCUGGAAAGCUUUGCUUUUGUUCUGUACCGGGUUUCGGCCCACGAUCACUGUGUCAGCAAGGUCUAAGGCUAAGUUCACACUUCAGUUAUUUGAUCAGUUAUUGUGAACCAAAACCCGGUGCGGGUCCAAAACAGAACGGGUGCAGAUCUUUAAAUUACACCUGUGUAGGCUUCACAAUAACCAAUGGAAAUAGCUGACCAAAUAUCUGAAGUGUGAACUAGGCCUCAGGGUCCAUUCACACACCCGUGUGUGUUUUGCUGCUCCUCGCAUCAGCAAAACAUGGACAGCGGCAAUGUGCGUUCCGCAUUUUGCGGACCACACAUUACCGACGCUAAGAGAAUAUGCCUAUUCUUGUCCGCUAUAGGACAUGUUCUAUUUUUUUCAGGAUCGGAAUUGCGGACCCGGAAGUGCGGGUCCGCAAUUCCGGAUCGGCCCCAUAGAAAUGUAUGGGUCCGCAAUUCCGUUCCGCAGAAUGCGGAAUGGAAUUGCGGAUGUGUGAAUGGAGCCUCACUCGGUAAGUUUAUUUCUGUUUUGAUUUUAGAUUAUCUCCAUACCAAAGUGGGGGCGACUACAUACAAUAGGUUGGAUUAAUUCAUAUGAACGCUGGUUAUUCAUCUACAAUUGCAUUAAUUCUCAUGGAAUUGAUUUCCGACUGGAAUAACAUUCA